GCACACACCUUUAUGCGUGGGAUUGCUGCAAUGCCACACAAAAACAAAAACAGGAAAAUGUCAAUAAGAUUAUUUCCAAUCAAAACAACUUCGCGGUAUCCAACAAGGGACUGUCGUCAAUGUGAAUGCAGAAAAAUAUAGAUUGAGGAUACGUCUGUUUGUUUAUAAUUUUACUACCGUCUAUUGUUUUGUUUUGUCAAACUGGGUCUCGUUUCUCAUCUCCCAUCCUUUUCAUUGCCUUGAUUUUCAUCGUUUAAAACACGCCCAUUUUUCUACCCUUAUUCCAAGGGAGGUGUCUGGUCAGGUGUCGUACAACAGUAUUUUUCCCAUCUGUGUUCUUUUUUACCGUUUCUUGUCUGGGUUUUGGCAUUUUUCAUUGCUCUGUACCCCUGUUUUGGUUAAAAUUUCAGUCUUUUUAGCUGGGUUCUGCUUUUGUUUCACUCCAGCUAUUCAAUUGUCUUCUUCGUUGCUUCAUCACUUAUAUAUAUUUUACUUUUCCUUCGUCAUUCUUCCGUUGCUUCGAUUUUUUUCCCUUUCUCUUGUUGCUCGUAAGGGUCUUAUUUUCCUUGUUCAAAGUUCAUAUUUUUCUAUCUGGAUGUGAGGAAAAGACUGCAGUUUUAUGCGACGAUUUUGAGGAGAAUUUUUCGUUUUGGGUAUUUUUUUUUUUAAAAGAUAGAAAUGAAGUGUUUUUCAAUAUUCGGCAAAGACAAAUCAAAGAGCAAGAAAAGAGAAACAAGAUCUGCUCCUGAGUUGAGGAACCAAAGUGAAUCAUCGGAUAACCCAGCACUGAGUCGAACAACGAAAUCUUUGCCAUCUCCAAGGACUAUACCGGAGUUGUAUAAAGAGAAAAAGCAUAAUUUGAGAGUUUUCUCUUUAGACGAGUUGAGGGACGCAACUAACUGUUUCAACAGGAAGUUAAAGAUCGGAGAGGGUGGUUUUGGGAGUGUUUAUAAGGGAACAAUUAAGUCUCUCAGUGGUCGAGGUGAUCCUAUUGUUGUUGCUGUUAAGAAGCUCAACGCCCAUGGUUUGCAGGGUCACAAGGAAUGGCUUGCGGAGAUUCAAUUUCUUGGUGUGGUUAGUCAUCCGAACCUAGUAAAACUUAUAGGGUAUUGUUCGGUAGAUGGCGAACGAGGGAUACAGAGGAUGUUGGUGUACGAAUACAUGCCUAAUCGGAGUUUGGAAGAUCAUCUUUUUAAUAGUACAUCCACGUUGCCUUGGAAAAUGAGAUUAGAGAUUAUGCUUGGUGUAGCUGAAGGACUGGCUUAUCUACAUGAGGGAUUGGAAGUCAAGGUGAUAUAUCGAGAUUUCAAAUCUUCGAAUGUGCUGUUGGAUGAAAAUUUUAGGCCAAAGCUCUCAGAUUUUGGUCUUGCAAGGGAAGGGCCGACGGGCGAUCGUACUCAUGUAUCAACAGGGGUGUAUGGAACUUAUGGCUAUGCUGCCCCAGAGUACGUUGAAACCGGCCACCUCACAAUCCAAAGCGAUAUAUGGACAUUCGGAGUGGUACUUUAUGAGAUCCUCACAGGGAGACGAACAGUGGAAAGAAACCUCCCGACAUCGGAACAGAAGCUUCUAGACUGGGUGAAACAGUUCCCUCCUGACAGUAAACGAUUCAGCAUGAUAAUAGACCCUCGACUUAGGAACAAUUAUUCUCUCAAUGCGGCUCAAAAAGUGGGGAAGUUAGCUAAUAGCUGCCUAAACAAAAACGCGAAAGAAAGACCGGCGAUGAGUCAAGUGGUAGAGAGCUUGAAGCAAGUGAUACAAGAAUUAGAAGAGGCAAGCUCCUCCUCGGUCAACAACUCUGCCGGUCCAUCUUCAUCUAGGAAUGGCACAAGGCGAAGAUCCAAAUAAGGUUGGUAUAGAACGUGUAUUUGAUUUGGUUGGACUGGUUUGAAAUGGUGGAUAUACCCGUGUUUAGCAUGAGAUGCGCAGCUUAAAGGAUUUUAAUCCAGAGAUGAGUUGAAGGAUGAGGCUUCUUUGCAUACAUAUUUUUUUACCGCUAGUAUAUAAUUUGUGGAUACAACAUGGAAGAGGCGGUACCUAAAAUGGCGAGAUUUAUAGGAUCUAGAAUUAUUGGUUUGUAAAUUAUAACAAUAGCGAUUGUUAAAGUUGUUAUGAAUUGAAUUGCCAUACGAUUUUUAGAUACUAAUAAAAAUAGUACCAUAUCAUUAACUUUUAAA
Messenger RNA from Gossypium raimondii (Peruvian cotton), 2177 nucleotides. Its product is annotated as probable serine/threonine-protein kinase PBL19. Lineage: Eukaryota; Viridiplantae; Streptophyta; Magnoliopsida; Malvales; Malvaceae. Bases 679 to 1848 code for a protein of 389 amino acids. Gene Ontology annotation, molecular function: protein kinase activity; ATP binding. Gene Ontology annotation, biological process: protein phosphorylation. The record is from RefSeq and is a predicted model, not a curated record. The transcript has 4 exons.